ACAUUUUGACAAAACCUUGGAACCUGUUUCUUGUAAGAAUCAACAUGAGCUCAGAAGAAGAUGUGUUUAGUCUCAUCAGCGUUCUUGGUCUGGCCGUUUUCAUCGGUCUCUGCAUCUUGCUCGUUGUUCUUAUUGCAACCUCAGCUCUCAUUCUUGUAAUCUACGCCAUCGUCGACUGCAUUCUCCGACCAUUCUUAGGAACAUGUCUCGACCUAGAUCUCGAAAUCGGAGUACAAAGAGGCCAACAACGUGCUAGAAUCGUGACUUACCAUGCAAUCAUCCCGACCGGUCUACGAUCACCAGAUUUCGAGAGAGAAGGAAAAAAGCGUGGGCUAAAACAAAGCGCGAUCGAAACCCUACUACCGAAAUUGCUUGUUGGACAAGGCAACCAUGAGGACGACAAAGAGAGGUCACUAGAAUCAAGAGAAUGCGCGAUUUGCCUCAGUGGUUAUGUCGUUAAUGAAGAAUGCAGAGUAUUUCCGGUUUGCAGACAUAUCUAUCAUGCGCUUUGUAUUGACGCUUGGCUAAAGAAUCAUCUCACAUGUCCUACUUGUCGUAAAGACUUACCAGAUUCAUGACAAAUCCCUAUAGCUUCGUUGCGUAAGCUGUACAUAGAUAUUUUGUCUCUUCUUCAAGAGAUAUGUGGAACGGGUGUCAGGAAUUUUUUAUCACCAUACGGACAAAUCAUGGGUGUUCUUUACAACCAAGAAAGAUGCUAUAUAUAUCAUGGCGCUUGAGUUAGAGAUGAUUUGCGAUGUAACAGAUACACAACCAAUGAUUUUCGAAUAAUUUAUUAGAAUUUUA
Arabidopsis arenosa is the source of this 804-nucleotide messenger RNA. NCBI's taxonomy places the organism in Eukaryota, Viridiplantae, Streptophyta, Magnoliopsida, Brassicales, Brassicaceae. The record is from the annotation of a GenBank genome assembly.